GUCACUUUCUAUGUGUCAGGUGUUACGGCCCUGACGGACCAGCUGACGCAUGGUCCCUCGAGAAUUUAUUAAAAGUUUUAAACCAUAGAUAAUCUUUGCUCUCGUGUAACUUCUUUAAUUUAUAUUUUGGAUUUUUGAAAAAUAUUGAAUGAAACAUAGCGUGAAAUGGCAACGGAGAAGGAUUUAAUAAACGCUGUACGAGAAUCAUUAAAGGCCGAUGGAAAUCUUGAUCGAAUAAAAGCAGAAAUGCGUACAGAGGUGAUAAAAUUGCUCGAUUGUUCUAGCAAAGAGAACAGGUCGAAAACUAUCAAACCUUCUCACGAUAUCGUUUUCCUCAAUGAACUCAUCAGAGAAUAUUUAGAUUGGAUGGGUUAUAAAUAUAGUUCAACUGUAUUUAUCGCAGAAUGCGAUCUUCCCAAACAGUGUUUGGAUCGUAAGCUUCUUGCGCAAGGCUUAGGGGUAAAAGACAGUGAAAAAAGCAGAAACUUACCACUGUUAUGUGGUCUUGUACAAACAUUUACUAGCUUAAAAAAUACCUAAUUAUAAAAUUUACACAAUCAUGUAUUCAACAUUCAUUUGCGAUUUUUAAAUGCUAUUUAUUUCCUAUCUAUGCUACAAGUUUCACACUUUGACGUCUUUAUAUUUAAAUAUAAAAAAAACAUGCACACAAAUUUUAAUGUAUACAGAUUGUUAUACUUAAUAAAUAAUAAAAAAAUAAAGCAAAAAA
Molecule: messenger RNA, 727 nt
Organism: Solenopsis invicta (red fire ant)
Lineage: Eukaryota; Metazoa; Arthropoda; Insecta; Hymenoptera; Formicidae
Product: centrosomal protein 20
Exons: 3
Coding region: 166-540 (124 amino acids)
Biological process (GO): cilium assembly; microtubule anchoring
Cellular component (GO): motile cilium; ciliary basal body; centrosome
Molecular function (GO): protein binding
Source: RefSeq, a predicted model, not a curated record